AUGUCAUCUUGCACACCAUCUGAGGUUAUCGCAUUCAGCAAAGAGACGGCAAACAUCUUGAUGAAGUUUCACGACCUAACAGAGCCUGGGGCACCAGAGUUUGCAACGGGUAAAAUUAUAAAGGAGGAAAUAGAAAAGCUUUUUGGUUGUAUUAUUUCAUGUGCAGAACGAAAGAAUAUGAAAAUAGAAGACAGAAAAUUUCAAAACUCCCACCAGCCCUGUGUCUCCCAACAAUUACAAGAGCAAAGUAUGGAAAUUUCCCCCUUUAUGACCAAAGUACGGGCGAUUGAAAUAUCUGGUCUCAAUGCAAUUAUCCAUUUAUCGCCGGUAAAAUCUGGAAAAUUUUGGUCCAGUGAUUACGGUUGUAAUCUCAUUCAGUCUGAUAUGCUAGGGAAUAUACUUCAGAAAAUAUCCACCCAAAAAGAUGGAACGGGAUAUCACGCUAUCACAAAAGGUGGUGAUUUACUUUACACAGAUGAUAUAAAGAGAGCCAUCUACAUGUGUAAAUUAAACUCUGAGAUGAAAAUCACAGCACUUGUUACCACGGGGACUGGGAGCCACAUUCCCUCUGGUCCUCUCAUAUAA
Molecule: messenger RNA, 585 nt
Organism: Saccostrea echinata
Lineage: Eukaryota; Metazoa; Mollusca; Bivalvia; Ostreida; Ostreidae
Exons: 1
Coding region: 1-585 (194 amino acids)
Source: RefSeq, a predicted model, not a curated record